This is a messenger RNA of Notolabrus celidotus (New Zealand spotty), 4014 nucleotides long. It is a transcript of the gene gmcl1, whose product is annotated as germ cell-less, spermatogenesis associated. Lineage: Eukaryota; Metazoa; Chordata; Actinopteri; Labriformes; Labridae. Gene Ontology annotation, molecular function: protein binding. The record is from RefSeq and is a predicted model, not a curated record. Bases 359 to 1870 code for a protein of 503 amino acids. The transcript has 15 exons. Gene Ontology annotation, biological process: germ cell development.
CGCCAUGAACCAUAAAGAAGAAGAAGAAUAACAAAAGCAGCCGCAGUUUUUCAGGGCAGGAACACAUCACCUCAGUCUCUGGGUUUACUUUUACUUCAGUUCAUAAAAAUGUAACUGGGAAAAAACACAUUUCGGGGUGUGGAGGCUUGUGUGGAGUGGGAGUUUGUCAGACUCAGCUUCGCUUGUGUUUUCAGCCUGUUGUUUGUGGAUUCCGGAGCUAAGCUAGCUGUGAGGUUAGCUCCUCUUUACCUGGCUCGUCUGUCAGACUGUCUGACCUGAGAUUAUCUGUUUACCGUCACCACUGACCUGACACCUUGCUCCCUCACAGCCUUUCCGGUGCUGAUAUUCAGACGUUUCGAUGGGAAGUCUGGGCAGCAGAUUCCAGGCCCCCUCUCUGGGCCCAGAGGAGGCUGUAGAGGGCACAAGCACGAGUCGCAAGCACGGCUGUGAGUGUAAGAAGAGGAAACGAAAUGCUCAGUGUGACUGUGAGAGUGAACAAGAGGAGGAUGAUGCCAUACUGGACACACCCCGCAGGAAGAAACUGAAAAGCACAUCACGCUACAUAUAUCAGACUUUGUUCCUGAAUGGGGAAAACAGUGAUAUCCGCAUCUGUGCUCUGGGACAAGAAUGGAACCUCCACAAAGUCUACCUAUGCCAGUCGGGGUAUUUCUCCAGCAUGUUCAGUGGCUCUUGGAAGGAGUCCAACAUGAUGGAAAUUAACUUGGAGAUCCCAGACCAGAACAUCGACACUGAAGCUCUACAAGUCGUCUUUGGAUCCUUGUACCGAGAUGAUGUCCUCAUCAAGCCAAGCAGAGUUGUCAGCAUUCUUGCCGCUGCUUGCAUGCUACAGCUGGACGGCCUGAUCCAGCAGUGUGGAGAGACAAUGAAGGAAAACAUCAGUGCAAAGACUGUGUGCGGAUACUAUGCUUGUGCCAGCAUCUACGGCUUGGAUUCAGUCAUGAAGAAGUGCCUUGAGUGGCUUCUGAACAACCUGAUGACCCACCAAAAUGUGGACUUGAUGAAAGAACUUGGAGCAGACGUGAUGGAGCAGCUCAUCCAGUCCUCUGACCUGUUCGUCAUGCAGGUGGAGAUGGAUGUAUACACUGCUCUGAAAAAGUGGAUGUUUCUGCAGCUCAAUUCGGCGUGGGACGGCCCGAUCAAGCAGCUUCUGGCUGACGCUGAUGCCUGGCUCUGCAAACGUAGGACAGAUCUGUCUGAGAAGGAGCCGUUCUUGAACACAGAGGAGGGUGCAGCGUUUCGUUCAGUGUUCAAAUACGUUCGCCUGCAGUACAUUAUCAACGACCUGGCAUCUGCUCGCAUCCUGGAGAGAGACAAUAUUCUGCCUCCUGAUUGGUUGACGUCGGUGUAUAAAAACCAGUGGUUCGCGAUGCUCCGGACAGAAUUUGAUAACGAUAACGGCCCCCAAGAAGCAAACAAAGAUGAGUUUGAGCUGAGCAGUAUGAGAUGUGGCAGGAAGCUGACCAAAGAUGGAGAUUACUGCUGGCGGUGGACUGGCUUUAACUUUGGUUUCGACCUGCUGGUGACCUACACAAACCGUUUCAUAGUCUUCAAAAGAAACACUCUGAGUCAGCCGUGCGGGGGCGCUGUGAGCCUACAACCUCGGAGGCAUCUGGCCUACAGGUUACGUCUCGCCUCCUUUGACAGCCGCGGAAAGCUGGUCUGCAGCCGCUCAACAGGCUACCAGCUCCUCACCCUCGAGAAAGACCAGGAGUAUGUGGUGAUGAAUCUGGACAGCCGGUUACUAUCAUUCCCUCUCUAUGUGUGCUGUAACUUCCUGUACACGUCGCCUCAGUUGGACCAACGUGCAGAUUCCUCCGAACAAGAAAGCAGUACUCGCAUCGUGUCCUGAUGUCAGGUCAGCAGCCGCUAACUGCAAAUAUUCCUCCGGUAACGCUGAGACACUGACAAAAAAAAAAAAAAAAGCUCAUGUGUACAAUCCACUGCCACAUUUAACAUCACUGUGAUGUCGCUCAUAUCAUCUGCAUGCUGUGUAAUCCAGUGAGGUGUCUGGGAAAAUGUUUUAUGUUUAUGUGUUCAGUGUUUUGUGACAUUCAGACUCAGCUGAAGGGAUGUGGUAUGACAGAGACACAUGACUGUGGCUAUGAGGGAUCAGGCUAGUUUUACUUCCAGAGCAGCUUCACACAUCGGACCUCUGCCAGGAACUGUCAGUAAUGAGAUGUAGGACCACUUCUUCGGAUGAAUAAGUCGUGGGAGACGAUGGAAUUCUGCACUUCAGGACUUUAAUUAACGGCUGUAUGAUUUAAAGAUCUGGGGAUAGUUUUAACCAUGCAGCACUUUGAUUCAGAGCUGCUUGAAUGGAACCACUCUGGAUGUGUGUGUUUGUGUGAAGCCAUUAUCACCCAGGAAUGUGGGAACAUCAUAAGGGAACAACACCAGAGAGUGAAACUGGAACUCCACUGAUGGCGGCAGUCAGAAACUCUACCAGCAUAUCGCCACCUUUUGAAGCAGGUGGACAUUUCCAGUCAGCACGGGACUGCACCUACUAUAUGUUCUGACUUUAAUGAACAACUUUAUCCAUUGAUCAACCAGAAUACCACAUACACCUAUAAUGAUGAUGAAACACAUGUUCCACUUGGCCCAUUUCAGAGAUAAAAAGAUGCUCUGCAACACGUUCAGAGCUGUUACAUGAGAAAAUUAAAGUUUCUCUACCCCACAUAUCAUUUGAAUAUCAGCUGAUUGAGAUUUAACAUCAUACCUGCUGCAAAUGUAAUAAUCAUACUCAUGAGAUGUCAAAUUUUAGUUAAAAAAAACAACAACUGACAAUGCAGUACAAGCAGGAUAUGUUGCACCACUCCUCAAACCUAGCAGGUCCACAUCUCUCUGCUCUUCUGCUCAAAACAACUCACCCCUCUUCAGAUUGUUAUCCUAACUCAACGUCAGGUAUCCACUGGACUCUGUAAAUACAGUAUUUGUAAAGUCAAAUUCAUGAUAUCGACCUUAAAGUAUGAGAGAAUGUUGCUUUUAUAUAAUACAAUUUAUCAUGACCAUGUGGACAUUACAGACCUCCAAAUAAACUUGCAUCCAGAAGUCAAGAUCCACAGUCGACCCAAACACCCUAUCUUCAUGAGGCACAAAGCCUGGGCGCCUUUGUGCCUCAGCUUCUUUGAUGCAGUGUGAAUGCCAGACACCAGAUAAUCAACACCAGCCAUUGUGGUCACUUUUGUAUUAUUGUUUAGGUCACUGUUAGUUUGGCCGUUUUGGAAAUCUGUUACCUCAUGCUGUUUAAAAAAACAGGACAUGUACAGCUAACUAGUCAGUAAGACUCCCCUGUACAGCUGCAACUGUAACUGACUGUUUUUGUUUUGUUUUUUUGCAUUUAUUUAUUUUUUUACUUCAUUUGUAUUUGUAUUUGUAUUGAUUCACUUUUUGAAGAAUAAAAUAUGUACACAGUCCUGGACAGCCAAUAAAAGUGCCCCCUCUUGUGGGCUGUGGUGCUAUCACACAAUCUCUUUUUGCCAAGCAGACUUUUACUACAGCGAGUGCUUCACUUUCUCAUGGUUCUGUAGCUUUGGCAAUAAAAUUAAACAGACUCAGGCAUUCUCUGGUCCUUCACCUCUUCAUCACCUCACUGUUAAAAAUCCUUUUUACUGAACAUUUCUCAUUUGAUACACAGACUGCAGUGUCAUUUGACGCACGUUUCUUGCAAAUUUAUCCUGAUAAUCUAAUUUAUUAUGAUCUGUAUCGUCUCAUUUCAUUCUUAUCAGAUAAACACUGGAUGAAAACUUCCUGAUAUUAAAGCUCCAGUAAGGAACUUUUGGUUUAUGUCCAUUUUGGUGUCCCCUGUGGAUGAAUCUGUUCCUGUUUUUUGUCCUGAACGUGUGUAGUUAGUGUUCUUGGCAAGAAUCCCAUCCUGCUUUUUUAACAGUCAAAUGCAUCACUCACUGAUAGUCAGGGCCUAUACCAGCAUCAUUUGGUCUGACACCUAGCUCCACUUGUGGUUUCACACGUUGAAAAUAAAACUAUAUAUGAACA